UGUGUAGUUGCGGGAGGAAAUAGGAUCAUAAAUAUUGAAGUGGUACAGGGCAGGAGAGCGGUGCAUGAGAGCAGCAGCAGGAGGGAUAGGACAAGACAAAUUAAGUGCCGGGCUGGUCAGGUAACUGCUUGCGUCUGUAGUGAAGAGAAGGUGUCCGGGAGCGAGGACAGCUGUAGAAUGUCCCGGGAGUGCGCGCGUGCCCCGGGCAUGGUUCUGAGUGACAGCGAGGAGAAGUGCUUCUCCGACCUCUUCUCGUUCGCUUUCCCAGAUGCCGACGCCACGGGCAAAGUUGCCGCAGGAACCAAAGUUGCCGAGUUGUUCCGAGCGACCCAGCUCUCUCCGGAGGCUCUGCACCAGAUCAUGAACCUGUGUGGUGCAAAGAAAUUGGGUUAUUUUGGUCGUGGCCAGUUUACAUUCACUGAACUAAUAGCUGCAGCCCAGUCUGGCCUUCCAGUACACCUAGAAAGUAUUAACAGUGAAUUGCCGCUUCCUCAGUUCUUCGCAUUGAAGAGUGACAGCGAGACAAAAUACAGCAGCCUUUCCCAAAGUGCAGAAGCUCUUGGGCAACUGACUCGUCCAGUCUCAUUAAUGAACUCCCCUAGAGGCACAGACAAUGCAACAGCAAAAACAGUUCUUUCAGGAGUCCAGGAAGGAGCUACAUAUUCACCUGAUGGACGAACCAAUAAGCUAGAGCCUGUGACAGCAGCUGCUUUGCCCUUCACUUCUCCUCCUCCUUCACCUUCAUACCAGAAAAAUCAAGCAGUGAGCCGAGAUGGGAGACAAAGAGUUGCCUUUGAUCAGAAUAAUGCAGUCACUCAUGAAAGAAGCUCAACUGCAGAUUCAGUCGUAUAUCCAGAUGGACAAUCCCAAGGGAACUAUGAACCUAAGCCUUCAGUUCCAUAUUCACUUUAUGCCCAGAAACAAACAUCUGUCCAACUACCAGAUCAAGAACCAAAGGAAGAUCCUUCAGACUACACAGAUGACCCCUGGAGGAUAACUGAGGAACAACGAGAGUAUUACUUCAAUCAGUUUAAAUCUCUGCAGCCUGAUAUGAAAUCCCUUAUUUCGGGGUCUGUCGCUAAGGAUCUCUUCACCAAGUCAAAGCUUCCUAUCCGAGAACUUUCUCACAUAUGGGAGCUCUCUGACGUGGAUUGUGAUGGAGCUUUAACACUAUAUGAGUUCUAUGCUGCCUUUCACCUCGUUGUAGCCAGGAAGAAUGGUUAUUCAUUGCCGGCCACACUCCCAGAGACCCUGCUGCCUGAAUAUUUACAAAGGAAUGAAGUACCUCCAGCGUUGAUGUACAAAGAUAUAUGUUUGUGUUCCCAUGGCAACUUGGCUAUUGAAUCUCAACCAGUACAACAGCAAUGGGCCAACUGGAGCCACAGUGAGGAAAAUGUUGCAGCUGAACCAGUGCCUGAUAUGUUACCUGCCAGUACCCUUCAGCAACCAGAACUGCAGUUCUUCAAGGACAAUUCAGAUUUAAGUCUAAGCAGAAAUGCGACUUCCAAACAAAUACCAGAAAAAUGCCAAACUACUGAAGAUGCAUUCAGCUUAUCUCAAGCAGGUUGUCGAGAACUGGAAUCCAGCCAGAAAAGGAAAACAAGACCCAGAUCAUACUCAAGUACCUCUGCUGAAAAUGCUAUUAAGAAAGAAGUGCCUCCUACACCACCACCAAGGCUUCCAAAGACACAUUCCAGAGCAUCUUCUCUGGACCUUAAUAAACUUUUUCAGCAAGGUAAUCAAGUGGCAACAUCUGCUUGGUUACAGCCACCUCCUGCUAUCCCACCACGACCUCCGACUGCCAAGACUGCUCCCUUUCCUGCUAAGGCAGAGGUCAAUAACCUGCCUGCCAAACCACAAGAGAAGAUCCAGCAGCCGAAUUUUGCAGAUUUCAGCAAGUUCAGUGAGCAGGCAAGUAAAGGACCAUUGACAGAAUUAUACACUCAGGUGAACAAAUCAAGCAGUCUUGGAGAAGAAAAUAGUUCUCCUGUUAAGGACGCGUCACAUCGCCAGCCUCCAUUGAAACCUCUUCGCAGAAAGCUUCGACUGAAAGACCAGGGGGAGAGCCAGGAGCAGUUACCCCAGCGGAUCACAGCUUCCGGACCAAAUGCCAGACCACACCAACAACUGCAAAAAAUAUCAUCCAAGCAGAAAAAAGCCAUUCAGACAGCGAUCCGUAAAAACAAGGAAGCCAAUAUGAUCCUGGUCAGGUUGAACGGCGAGUUGCAGCAACAGUUCAAGGAUGUUCGCAAAGAGCGGAUUGCACUGGAGUCACAGUUGGAGCACCUUCGACCAGUCCCUCACACGUGACUUCACCUUCCAGCUAGUAACUCUAAUGGGAGCUCAAAUGUGAGGAUAAUGUACUGUACAUAUUGAAAUUCUGAUAGGAACAGGGCAAGUGAAAGCAUAACAGGGCCAAUAUGACACAAAGACCUCUCAAUGCUGUCAUUUUUACAACAAUGUGCUUGAACACAAAAAUAGGAACAUUUAUACAAUGCAAACACUAAUAUUUGAAGUUAAAGGUCCAUUUGUUUAAAGCACAAUCUGAUCUGGCCAUCUUGUGUGAUAAGUAGUAAUAGAGCAAAUCUUUUCCAUGGUUAAUAUUGGCCCCCUUUCAAAGCACAAUAUGUGUUUGGCUCCCUUUGCAUGUAUUGUAAACCCAAAGGCAAUUUAAAUGAGAAGGAAGACAAAUAUAAUUAUCUAAGAUUUUGUUGAAGCAUAUUUUUCACAUUUCCCGUACCUUGAGAUGUUAUUGAUCACCUAAGAUCUGGAAAUACGAUCCACAUCUUCCUCUCUCCCAAUCCCAACAUCUGUUGCAUUUUUUGACAUUUUUGUCAUUUUUCAUAUUUCAGUAUUCAUUAACUAAAUGGAAAAUUGUGCUGAAGAUAGCAUUUUUUCUACAGAAAUGUUCAGUGAAGAUAAUAUGAACCUAAGUGGGUAUUCUUUUUUUCUAAAUGUUCCAUACGUUUUAUAUUUUUCCUAAAUUUGGCUUUACCUUUUUGAGGUUGAACAUUCAAUGUUUGAGCAGCUGUAUGCUAGAGCAAUAAUGUACGUCUUGUAGCUGUAGUUUAAAGUUCUGUCCUAUUCACACCUGGACUCAUGGCUAUGUAGACAAAAUAACAGAAGAAUUUUAUACAAUGAGAGAGAGACUUUCUGGGAAUGCAAUGCUCAAUUUAAUCCCUGACAUACUGGGGUUCAAUGGUUCUUUUGAUGGUCACGUUUGUAUAGAUAUUUUCAUAUGUUUGCCUUGUGUUAAUGUGCAAUAUUUGUAUUCUGGUUAUAUUAAUGUGGAGUGUUUAUUUAAAUAGAGAUGUCAGAGGUUGUAGAACACCUUUCAUUCUGAAUAGCAGCUAGUGCUACUGCUUGAUAAAUGAUUUUGGGGUUGGUGGUACAGUGUUAAUCUGCAAAUAUUUCUGAAUCUGCCAUACACCUGCAUGUAUUCAGUAGGUGAUGCUUCCAAAUGGCACUGUGCAUAGUCUUCUGCCUGUUUUGGAUGGCAUCUAGCUUGGGAUUGCCAGGAAUCCAACCUGAGCCAGGCUAUCUGGAAACUCUAGACUUCACCUUUCCCGGGUGACCUCCUUCUUUCUACCCCUGAUAACCUAAAACUCUGUUGCCUUUAUUCUAACUUCCAGCAAGUCACAUCCACCCAUCAUACUUUUUCCCACUGACCUACACUGACUUCUGUUUGAGUAAAGCCUCAUUAAACUUCUCACCCUUGUUUUUAAAUCGCACCAGUGUCCUUGGCUCCCCACUGUGUCUAAUCUCCAACCUUGUAACCCUCCAACAUAUCUCUAGUUCUCAAUUCUGACAGAUUGAUCACCCCAGUUUUUAAUUGCUCCACUAUUGGCAACAACGCCUUCAGUUGUCAAGGUCCUGCACUCAGAAUUUCCCUCCCAAACUGCUGCCUCACUUUCAUCCUUUAAGGCUCUACUAAAAACUUACCUCUUUGUCCAAGCUUUUGGUCAUCCCGAUGUUUCUUUAUUUGGCUCUUUUUUGACAUUGCUCCUUUGAAGCUCCUUUGCUUGAAUUGCUCCUUUGUCACUUUUGCUAUGUUAAAGGGGCUACAUCAAUACAAAUUGUGUGAGGCAAAUGAUACUAAGUUAGAUAUCUUGCAUUGGCCAAAAUCAGAAAUGGGCUGCCUCUUGCAUCAAGUGCACAAAACACUAACUAACCUGCAGUAUACUUUUAUGCAAAUUAUUUCCUCAAAAUGCAUAUAUCAGGUAUGUUUAUUUAAAUCUUGUGCUUGUGUACUGCAGAAUAACAUAUUUGAAGAGAAAUAGAUGUUGAGGUUCAGUGCCUCACCUUUUGAACUCUCAGUAGUAUUGUUCAAAACUAUUGGGUGUUGCUCCCAUAAGGAACACUGCUCGCCAGAAUUCUACUACCCCAUUAGAAAUAUGCUACAGCAUUAUUUCUCAGUAACUGAAUGACCAUACUCAGUUACCUCACCACAUUUGACUGUGAUCAUGUAUUAACACGGAGGAUCUGAAUGUUGACAUCCAGCAAGCAACACAAAGGGACUCCUAAUGGAUAAUUCAUGACAUCACCGGAACCCUUUAUUGCUGCCCUGCAGUUACUGCCAGACAUCCAUUGUUCUCUGUUUUAUUUGAACAGUCCUUCAAAUCUGUCAUGUAGUUAUUAUACAUCUACUGUUUCAUACACCCCAAUCUAACAAUCUGCAUACUUUCUCAUAACCUACUGAAGGAAUAGACUUUCUGCUUUGUGCUGCUGUAAUAUUGUUUUAUAAUAAAUGUACCGUAACAUGUUGAGAAGUGCUUGGUGCAUAGCAAUUCUAGCACAAACUAUCCAUUUGCUAAAUGGUCACACGCAAGUGUCUCUACCUCUCAGAUACAAUUUCA
Pristis pectinata (smalltooth sawfish) is the source of this 4856-nucleotide messenger RNA. It is a transcript of the gene reps2, whose product is annotated as RALBP1 associated Eps domain containing 2. The record is from RefSeq and is a predicted model, not a curated record. Gene Ontology annotation, molecular function: calcium ion binding; protein binding. Lineage: Eukaryota; Metazoa; Chordata; Chondrichthyes; Rhinopristiformes; Pristidae. Gene Ontology annotation, cellular component: plasma membrane; cytoplasm. Gene Ontology annotation, biological process: endocytosis; endosomal transport.